Octopus sinensis (East Asian common octopus) is the source of this 1602-nucleotide messenger RNA. Its product is annotated as isoaspartyl peptidase/L-asparaginase. Gene Ontology annotation, molecular function: asparaginase activity. Bases 490 to 1440 code for a protein of 316 amino acids. The record is from RefSeq and is a predicted model, not a curated record. The transcript has 7 exons. NCBI's taxonomy places the organism in Eukaryota, Metazoa, Mollusca, Cephalopoda, Octopoda, Octopodidae.
ACAUUUGGAUAUACUAGUUUAACUAAAACAAGUUAACACAAAUUAGGCUUAGAUGACGCAUAUAGUAUUCCAUAGUUUUCUCGCUAGUCAAGCAUGAUUGAGUUUUAAAAUGCUCGUCAAAAUGCACGCCACGGGCAGGGAAAUUGUUGUGGCGGCUUCAGUUGCAUUUGUCUUGGGUGUUGUAGUCGGAUACAAAUUAAAAACUUUACGUGUAAGCUAUCUGAAGAGAGUGAAAAGCUUUUAUGCUAAAAAGGCUGCUAAAAUACAGAAGAAAAUCGAAGAAGAAACUGGUUCGACCUGUUUUGACGACCCUUCGACUCAUUCAAAAGCAGCACAGAUCCCCGUCUAGUUUAAAAUAUAUCUAAAAUAUAAAAGAAAAACUGUCCGUUUUUACAAAUAAUCAUAUAUAUUUAGAAAUCUAUUUUUAUUCAAUAUCAUCAAGUACUCAGAAACCGGCAAAAUAGAAAACAAGAAGAGACCGGCUGAAAUAUGAAUGAUAUAAAGCCCAUUAUAGCCAUCCAUGGUGGAGCUUGGGCUAUACCUGAUGAUAUGUCUGAAAGAAGUGUAGAAGGAGUAAAACUUGCUGCUAAUUUGGGAUUUAUGAAACUAAAGCAAAAUGGAAGUGCAAUAGAUGCUGUCGUGACUGCUGUGACAAGUCUUGAGAAUGAUCCGGUCUUUGAUGCUGGCACCGGAUCUGUGCUUAACAGCAUUGGUGAAGUUGAAAUGGAUGCUAUGAUUAUGGAAGGUUCUGCACUAAACAGUGGUGCCGUUGCUUGUGUGCAGAACAUUGCUAACCCUAUACAACUAGCUCAAAUUGUUAUGGAAAGGACAGAUCAUGUGUUGUUAGUGGGUAAAGGAGCUAAUGCUUUUGCUGAAGAGCAUGGUGUAUCUACUGUCCCAACUGAGGUUUUAGUUACAGAAAGUGCUAAAAAGGAAUGGCAAACCUAUAUGGAAUUUAAGAGCACUAUCAAAAAUCUAUUUCAAUCAUCAAAACAAGUUGAAGGCCACAAUACUGUCGGUGCCGUGGCACUAGAUAAGUUUGGUAAUCUCGCAUGUGGUACAUCCACUGGUGGUAUCACGGCCAAAAGACUUGGAAGAGUUGGCGACAGUCCCAUAAUAGGUUCUGGUGGAUAUGCUGAUAAUAACAUAGGUGCUGUUUCAACAACUGGUCAUGGAGAAGCCAUAUCAAAAGUAUGUCUUGCUAAACAUAUCAUCCAUCUUUUGGAACAAGGAUUUGAUCCGGAUGCAGCAGCUAAAGAAGCCAUUAAUUUUAUGUUGAACAGAGUCAAUGGUUGUGGUGGAGCCAUAGUUUUAAAUAAAAUGGGACAAGCUGCUGUCAAUUUUAGUACUGAACGAAUGGCUUGGGCCUGGCAAAAUGAACUUGCUCUACAUUUUGGAUUGAAUCCAACAGAACACUUCACGGAAGUUUCGAUUGUUUGAAAACCCAUGAAUAUUUUGUAACAAAUAUUUCGCAGUAACAUAUUUUAUCAUCUACAUUUUGUCCCUAGAGUUGUCAGCUAAUUCACAAGGGACAUGUUUCGUGUGCUAAGAUAAUCUUUUUAUAAAUUCAAACAAACUACAUAUACUACCUAAAAAAAAAAA